Messenger RNA from Bombyx mandarina (wild silkworm), 2181 nucleotides. RefSeq lists its product as uncharacterized. Gene Ontology annotation, molecular function: protein binding. The record is from RefSeq and is a predicted model, not a curated record. NCBI's taxonomy places the organism in Eukaryota, Metazoa, Arthropoda, Insecta, Lepidoptera, Bombycidae.
AUGUUGUGCCCCUCAUACAGGGUUUCGUUCCGAGCGCACGGUGCUAAGAUGGCGAAAGGUUAUCAGUUGUUGGUGUUCCUGACCAGCCUGGUAUUGGUAGCCUGCAACUGCCCUCGUGAGAACAUCCACAGCUUAGGACAGUGCGCCUUCAAAAUCGAGUGUACUAGCAACGUCAGAGGAAUACGCCUCCCCAAUGAGUGUCUAGAGGCAGCCAACUUCCCCGUCACAGUUACCGUAACGCUUAAAAAUGUCGCCGAAGAUUACUAUCCAGAAGACCCAGAAACUAGACUCUUGGGUUUCAUUACUUCUUUAAAAAUUACAGGGCAAAUGCCGAAAACGAAUUUGACAUUAUUGCAAUAUACAUAUAGGCUACAGGAUUUAAAUUUGACAAAUAAUCAAAUUGAGAGAAUCGCUGGCUCACCUUUUUACUACCUCGGCAAAUUAGAAACCAUUGAUUUAUCUCAUAACAGGAUUAGCGAUCUGGAAGAACUAUUUCGUUUUGAAACGCGACCAUACAAACUCAACAAAUUAGUACUCGCCAACAACAAUAUAGAAGAACUGCCCCAAGACGCUUUUGACGAACUGUCAUCUCUGGUCGAACUCGAUCUCUCAUACAAUCGCAUUUCAAAUCUGAAGGAAGAGCCAUUCGCCAAUCUAUCCAGUCUCGAAACACUAAGACUGAACAAUAAUUCCAUCAAAAACCUAAACGGUGCAGUUAAUAACCUUCAAAAUCUGAAGCACCUAUAUUUAAGGGGAAACCAAAUACAGCACAUCGACGUAGAAUCACUUAAAAUCAUAAUACACCUGGAAACGUUCGACGUGUCCAGGAAUCAACUCGAAAAAAUCAACUCAGUCAUGUUCUCGAGGCACUGGAAACACAUGGGGGGCCAUUCCAUUUGUAAAAUCAUACUGUCCGAAAACCGCAUAGCAUCAUUACCGAAUGCAUCAAUGGAAAUAUCUGCUAGAAACGUCCGUGACUUGAGGCGUUACAGCGUGGAUGUGCUGACCGAAUUAGAUUUGUCGAACAAUGAAAUAACAGAAAUAGCUUACAAUGCGUUCCAUUCUCUUUUGAAAAUGAUCUCAUUGGAUCUAUCCCGGAACCAAAUUACCGACUUUAGUGUAAACGCUGACGAUCUCCAAUUCGUAAAGAAACUGAACCUAAGCGGAAACCAUAUUUUCCAAUUAUAUUACAAGAGCUUCUCGGCAAUGGGAAACCUUGAGAAUUUGGAUCUCUCUCACAACAAACUUUACGAAAUACCAGAAACAGCUUUUAAGAAUUACUUUAGCCUUAGAAUUCUGAACAUGACGUUUAAUGAUAUAGACAGCGUUGAGAAUUUACGUAUAACCAGAUUCCAUCCCGCUGGAGGUGUUCUGGACUUGUCAAACAACGGCUUGACGCAAUUGAGGAUACCAUAUGGUGAAGGAGCCCGUUUGAUGAUUUUGAGAUUACACUCCAAUAAUAUAUCAGAUGCUAAGCUAAUCGAAUUGAUUCAUCAGAACGAUCUGAAAAAUUUGGAUCUCAGUCAUAACAAGAUACGCGAGCUUAAUGACACAUCUUUACGUAUUCCCGUCAGUCUCAAUUAUUUAGAUAUCAGCUUUAACAUGAUCAUUAGAAUUGGACCAUCAUCUUUUUAUCGUGCCGGUCAUCUGAAGACUCUACGUCUGUCACACAAUCAACUGACCAAGAUUGAGCAUGGAGCAUUUCAUGGAUUAUCAGCGCUUCUCAACCUUGAUUUGUCUUACAACAAAUUUGGGUACUUCAAUUCUGAAUGGCUGAUGGACCUUAAAAGUUUGGUUGUUCUUUCUCUCAGGAACAACUGGAUGCAUAAUUUGGACUAUAAGAGUUGGUUUGGCCACAAACCUGACCUGCGAGUGAAUAUCGAAGGAAAUAGAUUGUCUUGUGAGUGGCUUAGCGGUGUGUUGCAGAAUUUUAAUAACGGCUUCCUGAAGAUGCAUCCUGUCGUGUUGACGCCAACAAUUUCAAGCCACUCUAUAGAAGGCAUUCCAUGUAUCGAAAAAACUGAGGUCCUAAGUCAAAUCUACAGCAGUCCGAUGAUGAGCGAUGACCGUCUACUUGUGUCGAACCAGAAGAUCCUGGAGGCUGUUAAGGAGCAGACGUAUUAUCUGCGCAGAUACGUCAUGCGUUCUCUUGUGGAGGAAACAGAAAGGGCGAAGCUGUAA